AUUGGCCUUUCUUAUAUUUAAUAAUUAUUUCAAGUAGUGUUUAUGUAAUUUUUAUGGGAAUAGGACUUUCAAUAGAAGCCUCUCUUGGAUGGAUUACGAUCAUUUUUAUGGCCUUAAUAAUUAACAUAGCCGUUAUGGAAAAUCUUUACAUUGGUUUGAUGGAUUUUUUCAAUUUAAUUCAAAAGUCGAAAACAAUCUACAAUUACGAGAACAUCGUUAAGGAAAGUCAAAAGCAAAAGAUUUACUUAAGCAAAAUAAUUCCUAAUCCUAACUCGUUAAGGCCAUAUUUAACACAUUUAUAUACUCCCAUGGAUAAAAUUCGUUACAAAAGGAAACGUGCUGAAAUAACACAUCGACUUAAAAUUUCAAAAACCUUUCAAGAAUUCGCAGUUUUUAUCCUUUAUUUUACGCUUUUGUACGCAUUGGUUGCUUUAAAUCUUGAUGUUCAUCGAACUAUUCUUUCUGAACAUAUGAAAGAAAUGAUGGAUGGUCAAUUAGAUGGAUUGAAAUUAGAGGAUGUUCGAAAUAUUGAUCAACUUGUGAAAUAUUUAAAUGAAACAUUUGUACUUACCCUAAAUACUUUUACAUGGUACGGAGAUUAUCGUGCAAAUGAUCCUGGAUUAAUGUUAGACUUUCAAACUAAAUUCUUAGGAGUAGCCCGACUUCGACAAAAGAAAGUUGUGGCGCGAAAAUGUCCUGACGAAUAUUUAUCUGCGGAAGUGUUCAAAAUCACAAAGUGUAUUCCUCCAUAUGCGCCUAGACAUGAGGAUAAAACAAGUAAACAGGAAGUAGAUUCAUUAUGGAAAUAUUAUUCGCCUAAUGAAGCUGGAUUAACCGCUUAUUUUGGUAGAUAUUCUACGUAUUACGGUGGCGGUUAUAUAACGAAUGCAGGGAGAACACUUCAAAAUGCUUAUUAUAACCUAAACGAAAUUGCGGAGGAAAAUUGGAUCAACAGAUUUACCAGGGUGGUUUUUAUAGAAUUUUGGGCAUAUAACGCCAAUACGAAUCUUUUUUCAAUUAUUACGAUUUGUUUUGAAUUUCAUCCAACGGGAUGCGUUGCAAAAAGUUAUAUGAUCUACAGUUUAUCAUUAAUGUUCGUCGAUAUACAUGGUCAAUUAAUUGUGAUUUCAAUGUUUUUGUUGUACUGUAUAUUGGUUUUCUUUCAAUUCGCAAAUAUAGUUUCGAAAAUUAUUUAUGAUGGUUGGGAAUUUUGGAAACAUGGUAUUAAUUAUUUGGAUAUGAUUAUUUUAUUUGGAAAUUUUUCUGUAAUUGGUUUGCACGUCCAUAAACAGACUGUUGUUAAUAAAAUCUUAGAUGACUUAUCGCGUAAUAAAAAUAACGUAUUUACAAAAUACUUUUUAGUCGAAUAUUACAUUGAAGCUAUUACGAUUUUUAUUGCUGUUUUAAUGUGUAUAUCUGUUUUGGGUACUUGGAGGUUUUUACGAUUUGGAUUUAUGUUUAAAGUUUUUGAAAAGGCCAUUAAAACUCAAACGGGGCCUUUAAUUAGUGCUUUUAUUUAUAGUUUUGCAAUGUAUGUUCCUUACAUAAUAAUAUCACGGAUUUUAUUUGGUUCUUAUACCGAAAUGUUUAAGAAUAUCUACAGUUCAAUAAUAGUGGUGUCUUUGCUGGGUGUUGAUCAAUAUCCUGAAUACGAUUUCGAUGAAAUUCAAACCAUUUUACCGAUGGCCAGUAUGAUUUUUUAUGCAUCUUACAGAAUAUGGCAACAAGUUGUUGUAAAUCUUUACAUAGCAAUAAUCACUUUACAUUACGAAGAUUCCCGCGAUUUCGUUGCUAACCAACGAAAAGAAUUCUCAAUUCUCACUUAUUUCAUUGAAGAACUGAAAUAUUUCUGCCGAUUCUUUAACAGAAAGAAGAAAUAUCUAAGAGGAGGCACCGAAAAUGUUGAAAAUAUCGAUAAAGUUAUUAAUGACACCCCUAAAGUGACUAAAAUUUAUGACGACGAAGAACAAGCAUCCGGAAUCCAUUACCAAACAUCCAACAAACUCCAAUUAAUAGCCCUCGUGUUUUUUGCAACUUUGUAUAAUCGGGAGUUAAGACAAGACGAAACAGUUUUCACAGAAAGCGAUUACGAUCUUAUGUUCGCCAUCGCUUGGUAUUAUAAGCACCAACAUGAUGGUGAAAAAUUAACUUAUUACCAUAUGAAACCGGAACAUGAAAAACAACAUCAUUUCAUGUCUAAAGAAGAAGUUGAAACCAUGGAGAUGAUUACAAAUCAAUUAUUUGAACCUGAGCCUGAAAUAACUAAAAAAAAAAUUAAAGGACCUAAACCAAUUUCAGAUCGAAUUAGUUUAAAAAGACUAAAUCUUUUCACUCGAUCACUUUCAAGCGUUGACACUGUCAUGAACAGGAUUAAUGUAGUUAAAAAACCACGGCAUAAAUGAACAAUCCUAAAAGUUGUGUAAU
This is a messenger RNA of Onthophagus taurus, 2424 nucleotides long. Its product is annotated as polycystin-2-like protein 1. Gene Ontology annotation, biological process: detection of mechanical stimulus. The record is from RefSeq and is a predicted model, not a curated record. Gene Ontology annotation, molecular function: calcium channel activity; calcium ion binding. Lineage: Eukaryota; Metazoa; Arthropoda; Insecta; Coleoptera; Scarabaeidae. Gene Ontology annotation, cellular component: membrane.